GUGCCCCCUCACCCUGUUCUGUCCCCCCAGCUCUUCAGGGGCUCUGGGAAGGGGGUAUAGUUUUCAGGUGCCUGCAGCUGACUUUCCAGGAACAUCUGGGAUGCAGCUAAUCCCAGAGCCAAUAGUGCUAGGGGGUGGGUAAGGGGUAGAGUGUCCAGCUCCAGUGGGUAAAAAUAACCCUGAUAACUAGCUGCUAAUCCCAGCCCCCAGCAUACACCACACACAAGUUCAUGCAGCCAGCUGGGAUCCCCAGUAUCAUGCCCCCACCCCUGGUCUCAUGCAGCCAGCUGGGAUCAGCAGCCACUGGGACUUCAGAUGCCAAACACAUGAACACACAGAUGAGAUAAAAGGAGGACUCCAGGGGCCACUGGACAUACAGGCAGGCAGACAAGCACAGGCACUGGCACAGACAGACAAGCACAGGCACAGAAAUAGCCUCACACAAACACACACAUAGACACAGAACAGGAAGACAGAGAGAGACCUGGGAUCGGCCACUUGUGCACAGUGACUGCCCUCUGGCUACUUGCAGGUAGCCAUGAACCUGCUCCCUGCUAAGCAGUGCCUGGAGGAGAUGGUGCUGCUGACAGAGCAGAACCUACCUCAGGUGAAGGUUCAGGAAUCAUACACCAUCCUGCAAGAGCUGGGCAGUGGUGCCUAUGGGCAUGUCCUGCUGGCCAUGCACCAGCAGCAAGGUACCCCUAUGGCACUGAAAUUCAUUGGGAAGCGGGACACAGAGCUGCGGGGCUUUCUGAGUGAGUACUGCAUCUCGCUAAGCCUCUCGGCCCAUCCCUGCAUCGUGGGUGCCUUGGGCAUCGCCUUUCAGACUGACCACCACUACGUCUUUGCUCAGGAGAUAGCCCUUUCCAAGGACCUGCUCUCCAUCCUUCAUCCCCAGGUGGGGAUCCCCGAGGUGAAGGUGAAGCGCUGUGCCCUGCAGAUCUCCAGUGCCCUGGAGUUCAUGGGAAACAAGGGACUGGUGCACCGCGACAUUAAGCCUGAGAAUGUGCUGCUCUUUGACCCUGAGUGUCGGCGUGUCAAGCUGACUGACUUUGGGCUGAGUUGUCCCCGGGGCACUGCCAUCGAAGCCCUGCCAGAGAAUCUGCCCUACACAGCACCUGAGCUGUGCUGCCUGAGCGCUACAGACCACCUGCCUGCCCAGCCCAGUUUGGAUGCCUGGGCACUCGGUGUGCUGCUCUUCUGCACACUCACUGGCUACUUUCCCUGGCACACAGCCACUGACCAGCACCACCGGAAAUUUGAGAAAUGGCACCGCAGCCCCCGUAUCCACCCCUGCCCACCGCGCUGGGAGUGUUUCACACCUGAGGCCUUGGAGAUGUUGCGGGGGCUGCUGACACCUGACUCUGCACAGCGCAGCCCACCCACCACCAUCAUGAGCUGCAUCAAGCACCCUUGGCUGAAGCCUAAGGAGCAGGGGGCUGUGGGUGGGGGCAGGAUCCACGUUCCUGAAAGGCCAGUGGGCAGCAGAAUCCUACUGGGAAGGAGCUGGCGAUGCUAAGUCCUGCCCCUGUGGGCAUCAAGGCACCAGGCCUGGGUUGAAGAGAUGCAGGGACCAAGGACUCAGGGGAUGCACUGUUUGGCUGGGACCAUUGCCAGGUGCUGGGGCUACAGUGGAGGGGCGGCGGUCAGAGCAAUACUGUGGCACAGGGAAUAAAGCCAUGAUCCUGAGAUCUCCUUUCUCUGCAUUAGGGACCACAGCUCUUGGAAAGUUAGGGGCUGAGAUCACCCUGCCCUCACACUGCCCAGCUCAACACCACAGGCCCAUCCAGCCCCACCUCCCUUCCCCCUAUCAGUUGAGUGGAGGUCUUCUGUGGUCCCUGAAUUGAUACAGCUGCUCUUGUGCCCUGCUGCUGCAGAUUUUCUUGAGCUAGGAGGACUAAGGCUUCUCCCCAGCAUGUACACAUGCUACUGGGGGAAAUUGUGCAGCGUGCAUACUGACAAGUAGGCAGUGUGGGAGGGGGCAGACCCCCAGUAAGGGGGUGUGUAGAGGUGGGGAAGGCACCGUGCUUUGUGCCCUGGCCUUGCCUGUGUCUGACACCAGGUGCCAAGGCCUUGAGACAUGAACCUUUGGGUGCAGCUGUAACCAGAAACUCUUAAUGAGUGGCCAAGACCAGUGGCUUCACACGCAGCUGCUAAAUAUAGAGCAGAGCAGCAGGAAGCAGCAGCAUGCAGUCUGGACCACUGGGCCAAUGGGGCCCAGGAAUCAGAAAAGGAGAGCAGGGUGGGAAGUGAGGGGCACUGGUGGUACUAGGGACAGGAGAUCACAAAAGCAGGCUGGAAGGUGACCUUCAAUUGGCUGCAGCUUGAGGUAGCCUUGUUUGUGAACCUAGGGUCUUGAGUGCAGGUGGCUCUGGGGUGAUAGAGUGCAGGGGAUGACCUGCAGAUGCCCAUAGCAGAGAUUCAAAACAGGGGUCUGGUGCCAGGCAGAGGCUUCUGGAAGCAGUUAGGGGACCAAGCAUGGAAAAAUAGCAGUUCAGGUGGCUCCUUCCCAACUGUGACUGUGAGGCCUUGUCUGAAAAGGGGACAGGGCAGGAGGUGCUGAAACACCACUCUCCAUUCCCAGCCUCUUGCUCCCUGUCAAAGCAAAGGGCACUAACACAGCCUGGCUGGCUGAGCCCCAUGGAGUAUGUGUCUGCCCAGGCAGUGCCCACUUCCAGAAAUGCCACCCUCAUCUCAGGGUCUCUGUCUUGAUCAGGAAGGUUCCCCAGGCUUCAGGAACCAGGCUUUUGCCACUGGCUACAAAGAGACCAAGGCUGGUCUUACCCACAAGCACCCCCACCCCAGUGUCCAUCACAUUUCUGGUCCAGCUGCCCUAUCAGGCCCACUGAGCAAUCUCUGAGCCCCCACCCCACCCCAAGGUUACAGGCCCUGUGCAAUCACUUUCCCUGCAUGGAUCCCUGUGAUGUUGCUAGGCUCAGAGUGGGCACUAGGCUGCAGCCCCAGUACAGGCAGGAUCACCUAGCAGGCAGGGCUGACUCACUGACUGCCAGCCCUUGGCUUAUGGAAGCAGAGGUGGGUACAGAAAGAAUCUUUCCAAAACAAAGUGUUGUUUAAUGUCAUCACCAGGAACUGGACUUGGCCAGGGAAUACGGCUGCAAACAACAAAGACCUCCGCCCUGUUUAUCAGCCCCUUGGCAGGACCCCAGGCACUGUGCUCACAGGAGCACAGUGUCGCCUGCCCCACUGCCAGUCCCUGCAGUCACAGGGCCCCUGUUGUGUAAUCUUCUUCAUAAACCAGCCUGCUCCCUCCUCAGAGAUCGCCUGGCUCCUACCCCACUGCUCUGACAGGCGGCUGUUUCUAGCCUUCCCUGCUCCUGCGGGCAGGAGCCCGCAGAGGAGCAAGCUCCCUACCAUCUGCCUUCCUCACAGCAGUGGUUAUAUCCAUUUCCAGAUCCUUCAACCUGUCAGUUGCAUCAGCAUCCAUGUUCCUGAUGAAGUCCAAGACAGUGGGCUCUUUGGGGGGUCUGAGCCACCCCCUGAUUAUCUUUAAUUUUGACCCUCAAUUCAGCAUGAAGUGGCCCUGAUCCUCUGGAUUUAUUGGUAAGGAGCAUUCCCCUUUCACCAUUUCUCCUCUCUCCCCUGUUGGGCAAGGACCAUUUUCAUUUCUGAAUUCACCCCCAUGAAACAAACAGUGUUAAAUUCAGUCUGGAUAGGGAUCUGAGUCCCUCCACUCCCCACCUCACCUGUCCAUCAGCUGACUAGUUCAGACUGUCCAAGCACAGAGCAGGCCCCUGCUGAAGAAGACAAUGAGGGAUUUUUGACGGAGAAUGGGUAGUGAUGACUCUGAAACUCAUGCUAGGCUCGGGCAUACUCACAAAAGUUAAAAUUCAGAAUACUGAUGCUAACCGCAUAAUGCAAGAGGAUGAGAGUUCAUGGCUAGGCCAUCUGAGAAGAAAUAAUGAAGUACCUCCUCUAGCUUAUCUUGCUAUAUUCAGGAUGAUUUCAGGCAGGCUCCUUGUUGUCUGGUGUGUAACUGUGUGAAAUGUCUAUCC
Molecule: messenger RNA, 4013 nt
Organism: Alligator sinensis (Chinese alligator)
Lineage: Eukaryota; Metazoa; Chordata; Crocodylia; Alligatoridae
Product: serine/threonine-protein kinase SBK1-like
Exons: 4
Coding region: 539-1519 (326 amino acids)
Biological process (GO): peptidyl-threonine phosphorylation; peptidyl-serine phosphorylation
Molecular function (GO): ATP binding; protein serine/threonine kinase activity
Source: RefSeq, a predicted model, not a curated record